AUGGCACCAAAAGAGAACAAUUCACUCCAAGCUAUGGAAGACUUUUGCAAAAACAUGAACCAAUGGGUUGAUGGUGAGGGUGAACGUCGCCGUCAUGCCUUUAAUCUUGGGCAGCUGCUCUUGAAAGCAAACCCAAAUUCUAGGGGCAGAGAUGGUUCCACUCGUGGUAUAUUUAUUAUCGGCGAUCAAAGUUCUGCGAAAUCUACCACAGUAAAUAGUAUAAUUAAACAAGUUGCGCUGCAAAUGGGCGGAAAUACUGUCACUAAAGUCAGAACGUGGAUUGAGCAUCGAUACGAUCCGGAUUUGGAGCGUGCUGAGUAUGACUUAGUAUUACAAAGAGGAGAAAGAGGAACUGAAGAGCUCCUUCACGGUGGUAACCUGCAGAGAUUAUCCGAGCAAUUCACUCGAAUAAAUAAUAGCAUGGAUGAUACGGUGGAAGCUCGGAUUAUCAUUCGCUCGGACAUUCCGUCAUUCGCAAUAGAUUGUUGCGAUAAUCCGGGAUUGACUCCAAUAAACGAAACGAUACAAAAAAUAACAGAUAAUAUUACACGUAAAACAUUGGAAAGGGUUUUAGAACGUCAGAAAUCAAAAAACGAUAGUAUCGUGUUGUUAUGCGUUUCAGCACUGUUUUUUGAGAAUGCGUCCUGGCCACGUCAUAUGGACCUAAUCGAGCAAAUAAAUGGGGAUAAUUUGAUUGUCCUUGUAACAAGGAUGGAUCAGCUCAAUAUUCGGAGCGUUGCACAAGAAAUUAAAGACGAUGAGGAUAAUUCCGAAGAUAACAACCCUGAACUUACUCGCUGCAGCGCUUGGGACGUCCUUAAGUGUAUUCGUACAAAGAUUCAACGUCAAACCGGUCCUCGUUCGUUUCCAGAUGGCGUACAGUUUCAUUAUGCAGCUUCUAGCAGUGUUCGUUGGGAGGUGUUGUCUGGACCUAAUGGAUGGGGUGCAUUUGUAGCAUCAGAAACUGAGAACGACAAAAAGAUGCGUGAAAUUCUCGGUGUAUGUGAAGAUGAAACAAGACUCUUGCAUAAUGAACAAGCAUGGCGCGACCAUGGGAUUGAAUUAAUUCCAAUGAAUCCAAGACAGCGAUCAGAGUUCGAUAAAUGUGUCGGGAUGUCAAAGUUACAGGAAAGAUUACUCCAAAGGUUGCAUGUUCAUAUAUUAAAAGCUGCAGAAGAACUUUUAGACUAUACAGCUGAUUGGAAAAAAGCUGCAAAAAUGGAAUUAGAUAAUGUAUCAAAACGUAUGAAGCUUCCUGAUGAUCGAGCCGAGUUGAUAUCUCGGUUUUGCAAACAGUUUGUAUUAGUAUAUCAAACAUUGUUUGCUUCACCGUUGUAUUCUCCGACGAUUAAUGCUGACCCUUGGUUAAAGGAAUUUGGGGAAGGAAUCAAAAGGGGACAAGAAAGCAGUGUGGGAUACGGGUGGACUUCACGAAAUAUGUGGGAAAUUUUCGAAAGUUUAAAGGACUGCGAUGGAUAUGCAGAAUUUCCACCUCAAGAAUUUCGUGAUCAAAAAUUUAAUUCCUACAUGGAAGAUAUUGAUAGAUUCGUUAAACCUGCUAAUGAUAGUUUAUAUACAGCGCAGAUGUUAAUACAACGACUGACACAAGAAUACACCAUGCGAUCAACCUUGAUUCAUCUACGUGACCUUGAUGUUAGAACCUUCGUUCCACGUCAAGUACAAUUGAGAACGUCGACCCAAUUGAGUUUCGGACAGGCUGUAGAUCAGAAGAUUAGCGAGGACUACAGUCAGAUUUUCCAUAAACACGAAAAAAGGAAUUCUAGUGGUCAUCAUUCACACGAGAUACACGGAGGUAAUCAAUGGGUAUCUGUACUUGGAGCUUUAUGUUUAUUGCUGCAUGCAGAAUAUACUAUCCGUAUUAUGCGCGACACAAUAUUCUCUUCCUUGUUACAAGCACAAAGCGAUGAUCCUAUGCAUGGUAUUCUUGUUUCCAAAUUUGAACGAUACUGGAAAUUGAGAAAAGAUAAAAUGAUGGACCAGCAACGUGAAUACAAUACAGAAAGUCAGAUUGCAUCGAUAAUGAUAAGCAUCCGAAAGAAACAAGGUCCAAAAAAAUUUCUUUCAUCGAAGAAUAAGGUAGCACCCAUUGAAGAUUUGUCGUGGGCAAUCUAUGCGAUGUUCUUUGAGGACCCCUAUAACUAUUUUAAAAAGACAUUAGAUGAGCCCUUUCUAAUUCGGGAAUUUGAUGUCAAGGACAGUAUAGAUGCUUUAAUUAAUGUAGUAAAUCAAUUAAAAUCACAGGAUUCAGAAAUCGACAAUACAGAACUGUUAGGAAGUGUGUUAAACUCAGGAGCCAACAUAAUUAAUGGUGCCGUUGCUAAAAAGGGAAAGAAGACUAAUGAUGUCUUAUCGGGUGGUAGUGAGACGGAAUCUGGAAUCUUUUCGAACCUGUCGGAAGCGAUAACUGAGCGUGUGAGAGCCAUCGUAAUGGGCAAACCACCAAGCUCUGAAGAUAAAGUAAAGUUGUUCGUGAAUAUUGCAGAUAUGGGUAUGAAUCCAGAUUCGUUUCCAGAGACAGAGAGCAAGACAGAUAUUACUAGCAAAGAAGAAGACACCGUCAAUUACGUAUAUAGACGUCGUUUGACUAUGGGAAUUACGAGCAGUGUUAUCGACACUACUCAACAACUUGCUAAAUCGCAAUACGAGUACAGUCACCAGCAAACCGCGCCAACUUUACAACGUGAAUUGCUCGGUCGUGUCGCGUCUUUGAUGCUUGGAUAUGGAUAUCCUUACCAUCCUGAUGCUCGUCCUUCAUCCAAGUGGUAUCUCUCACCGAAAGUGAUUGUCCAAUUUCUAUUAGCCAACGAAGAUAUCUUUGUAGGCGAUAAAAACAUGCCAAACUCUCUUGAUGAUUGGAACGCUUUACUUGACCCUCGGAUAUUGGAAUCACCGAUUGUAAAACGCAUCCUCUUUUUGUGUAAUCCUACAGAAAACGAUGAUUACGAUCCUAGAAUAGUGUCGCAUUAUAUCAAGCAACUUGACAGGGGCAAACCUAGUGAUACGGAUGAAUAUAUAAUCGAGCUUCUUGCCGAUGACCGGUUUAACUGGCAACCUGAUCAAGAGAACCUAUACGGAAGAGUGGAUAAUUUAAAAAAUGAUAUAGUCAAAUUUAGUAGAUGGCAUGAUUAUGUCGAAGCAUACAAAAAAGUUGCAGAACCAGUUUUGCUACGUGAUGAGGACCUAGAACCCGAAAUAAAUUUUGAAGAGAAGGAAAUAAUCACUGAGCUUGACGAACUUGUUUAUGAAGACAACGAAUUUUAA
This is a messenger RNA of Racocetra fulgida, 3282 nucleotides long. The record is from the annotation of a GenBank genome assembly. NCBI's taxonomy places the organism in Eukaryota, Fungi, Glomeromycota, Glomeromycetes, Diversisporales, Gigasporaceae.